AGUUUAUUAUUUUCCGUCGUUCGAUUUUGUAUUGAAAAAUUGUACGAAACGCGUGUGUGGUUUUCUAAAUAGAAAUAGAAAAUAAUAAUAAAACAAAAUUAGCACUGAAGUGAAAUCAUUUAAAUACUUGUGUCAAUGUCUAUGUGUUUUUUACAUAUAAAAGGAAAAAAUUACCAAAUUUAAAAUAAAUUUAUAACAAAAAGUACGCAAAACAAAGAAAGUAUUUUUAAAAGGAAAUUCACAUCACAGCAAAAAAACCAAAGCACAAAGUGAAAAGACUAAAAUAAAAAUAAUAUUGCAUUUACUGAGUAGUAAAAUCGCAUAACUGGAGAAUUCCCUUGCCCCCAGCACACACACACAUAAACAUUAUACGCAACAAUUGUAUAUAGAAGAAAACAAUAUAUUCCAUACGCAACGUUGCACAAGCUUCUCACAUAUUUCAAUAUAAACUACAAUAGCUGCAACAUAAAAUUCGAGUACGCACAGGAACAAGAAUAGAAAUAUAAGGAGAAAUAAAUUAAUAAAAAGCCUUAAAGCACAAUGAGUAAAGCAACGGGACCUUCACCACCACAAUAUACGUAUGUGCCACCACCCUCGGCACCACCAUCAUACCAGGAAGCUGUAGGUGGCGUUAAACCAGUGGGUCCUUUCACACCCGUCGCUGCACCCACACAUGCUGCUGCUACCACAAAUGCCCAUAUUGUAACCACAGUUGUGCCAAUUGGUCGCACGGCUACACACAUGAUCUGUCCAUCAUGUCAUGCUGAAAUCGAAACAACAACACGUACUGAACCUGGAAUGAUUGCAUACUUAUCGGGCUUUGUUAUUGCAUUAUUGGGUUGUUGGUUGGGUUGCUGUCUGAUUCCCUGUUGUAUUGACGACUGCAUGGAUGUUCAUCACACAUGCCCUAAUUGCAAGGCAUACUUGGGACGUUACCGACGAUAAAUAAUUUACAUCUACUGGGUCAUCGAAUAU
Molecule: messenger RNA, 975 nt
Organism: Lucilia cuprina (Australian sheep blowfly)
Lineage: Eukaryota; Metazoa; Arthropoda; Insecta; Diptera; Calliphoridae
Product: cell death-inducing p53-target protein 1
Exons: 3
Coding region: 541-945 (134 amino acids)
Molecular function (GO): zinc ion binding
Source: RefSeq, a predicted model, not a curated record